Molecule: messenger RNA, 3418 nt
Organism: Acipenser ruthenus (sterlet)
Lineage: Eukaryota; Metazoa; Chordata; Actinopteri; Acipenseriformes; Acipenseridae
Product: mitochondrial import inner membrane translocase subunit TIM16-like
Exons: 31
Coding region: 155-3355 (1066 amino acids)
Biological process (GO): protein import into mitochondrial matrix
Cellular component (GO): TIM23 mitochondrial import inner membrane translocase complex
Molecular function (GO): protein binding
Source: RefSeq, a predicted model, not a curated record
CCCGAGUGAAUCGAUAGAACUGCGAGCGAGGCGAGUUGUCAGUCAGUGUGUGUGUCUGUGUGUGUGGUUUCUGCUAGUGCAAGAGAUAGGCUGAGAGAUCGUAUCCGCCGCCGGCAAUCACAGGGAUUACAAAGAGACCCGUGGGAAAUAUACGAUGAACCGCUUCAAAGCAUCCAAAUUCAAAAACACCACCCCGAAGAUCCCCAAGAAAGACGAGUGGAUCAGCGAUGUGCGGGCUGGCUCGGCUGCCUCCUGUGGGAACCACAUCAAAUCCAGCUGCAGCCUGAUCGCCUUCAACACGGAGCAGGGCGGUGGCGGAGUGCUGGGUCUGGUGUCUCUGGACAAUGGGAAUGAAGGGAAGCGCUCGGUGUCUCAGCUGCACUGUCACGCAGACCUGGUGACAGAUUUUGACUUUUCUCCGUUCGAUGACUUCCUGCUGGCUACAUGCUCUGCUGAUGAAACUGUGAAGGUGUGGCGGCUGCCGGAGUCUGGCCAGACCGUGCCCUCCUCCCCUGGGGUGACCCUGAGCCCCGGGGGGGGGCGAGUCGAGAACGUUCUCUUCCACCCCACCGCUGACGGAGUGCUGGCCACCAGUGCAGGCAGGGUCGCCACAGUCUGGGACGCGGCUCAGCAGAGUCAACUCGCAGCCCUGGAGGAUCACGGAGACCAGAUUCAGAGCCUCUCCUGGAAACAGGACGGCUCCCUCAUCGCCACGUCCUGCAAGGACAAGAAGCUGCGGAUCUUUGACCCCAGGGCUCAGCUGACAGCAGUGCAGAACGCUCAAGGCCUUCAGAACAACAAGGAUUCUCGAGUGAUCUGGAUUGGGGACACAGACAAUGUCCUGUGUGCUGGAUUUAACCAGAUGCGGGAGAGGGAGGUCCGGGUGUGGGAUGCCAGGAAGAUGGGUUCUUCGGUGGGCUCGGUGUCUCUGGAUACCUCCCCGGGGACUCUGAUUCCUCUCUUUGAUCCGGACACAGGUCUGCUGGUUCUGGCUGGAAUGGGUGACUGCGUCAUGCACUGCUUCGAGGUGACUGCCUCCCAGCCUGUCCUCUCACAAGUGAGCCAGUGCCUGACUGAGGCAGCGACCCGGGGCAUCGCCAUGGUACCCAAGCUGGCUGUUGAUGUCACUUCCUGUGAGGUGGUGCGAGUCCUGCAGCUGACCGACAGCUUCAUCGUGCCUGUCAGCUACAGCGUGCCACGCAAGUCAGGGCAGGAUUUCCACGGAGACCUCUAUCCAGACACCCCUGGAGACAGCCCUGCCCUGCCCGCAGAGGAGUGGUGGAGCGGGGGAAACAAACAGGUUAAGAAAGUGAGCCUCGACCCAGCCAAGCGACCAAUCAGGAGCUUCUCCUCCGCUGUCAUCCCCUGCUCCAUGGGAGGGGCCAAGCCGGAGCCAACCAAUCAGCCGACAAAGAAAGAACUGCCAAUAGAAAAGAAUAGGAAAGAGGAGGAUGCCAGCGGCCACUCCUCGUCCAGCAGCUCGCUGACCAGUCCCACCACUCCCUCCAGCCUGGUCCAGUCUCCCUCCACCCCCAGCGAGCCGUCCAGCGGCCUCGGCACCAGCUGUAGCCAGCGCUCCCUGCAGAACAUCCUGGGCCCCAGCUCAAAGCUCCGUCACACUCAAAGCCUGGUCCUGCACAGAGACACUCACAUCACCAACCUGAAGGGGCUGAACCUGACCACGCCCGGGGAGUGCGAUGGCUUCUGUGUGAACAGCAAGCGCGUGGCCGUGCCGCUGGCCAGCGCGGGGGGGCAGAUCGCCGUGCUCGAGCUCUCCCAGCCUGGCCGGCUUCCCGACUCUGCCAUCCCCACCAUCCAGAACGGAGUGGCUGUGGCAGACUUCUCUUGGGACCCCUUCGAGCCCCGGCGCCUGGCAGUGGCUGGGGAGGAUGCUAAGAUCCGAGUGUGGCUCGUUCCUGAAGGAGGUCUGAAGGAGACCAUCUCUGAGCCGCAGUGCAUCCUGCAGGGGCACACAGAGAAGAUUUACUCAGUCAAGUUUCACCCGCUGGCCUCCGGGAUCAUCGCCUCCUCCUCGUAUGACCUGACCGUGCGGCUCUGGGACCUGGGGUCUGGCCGGGAGGUCAGGGUGCUGCACGGUCACCAGGACCAGAUCUUCAGUCUAGCCUGGAGCCCGGACGGUCAGUUCCUGGCGACGGUCAGCAAGGACAGGAAGGUCCGGAUCUACGACCCCCGCAAGUCGACCGAGCCGACCCAGGAGGGUCCGGGUCCUGAGGGGGCUCGUGGAGCCCGACUGGUGUGGGUCUGUGCGGGGAAAUACCUGCUGGUGUCUGGCUUUGACAGCCGUAGCGAGCGGCAGAUCUAUCUGUACGCAGUGGGCUCGCUCUCCUCCGGACCCCUGGCCACAGUCAGCACGGACGUCUCCCCCUCCACUCUCAUCCCCUUCUACGAUGAAGACACCAGCACGGCCUUCCUCACUGGCAAGGGCGACACCAGAGUGUAUGUCUACGAGAUCACCCCGGAGUCGCCCCACUUCCUGGAGUGCAGCAGCUUCAACUCCAGUGACCCUCACAAGGCCUUCUCCUUCCUGCCCAAGCUGGAGUGUGACGUGCGGGAGGUGGAGUUCGCCAAGGCGCUGCGACUGAGCAAGACCUCCAUCGAGCCCGUCGUCUUCCGAGCCCCGCGAGUGAAGAAGGAGUACUUCCAGGAUGAUCUGUUCCCUGAGACAGCAGUGUGGUGGGAGCCGGCUCUCUCCGCCUCAGCCUGGCUCUCCGGAUCCAACGGGCAGCACCGCAAGAUCAGCCUGCAGCCCAAAGGCAUGACCCCCGUGAGCGAGGCCCCGAAGGAAGCUCCAGUCAGGAAGUACGCCCCGUCGUCUGUGUACCUGGAGGAGAAGAGUGAUGAGCAGAAGAAAGAUGAGCUGCUGAGCGCAAUGGUGGCGAAGCUGGGCAACCGUGAGGACCCUCUGCCACAGGAGUCCUUUGAGGGCGUAGACGAUGACGAAUGGGCGAAGUACCUGGCUCAGAUCGUGGUGAUGGGGGCGCAGGUGAUCGGGAGGGCGUUCGCGAAGGCGCUGAGGCAGGAAUUCGCCGCCAGUAGAGCCGCGGCCGAUGCACGAGGCCGGGCUGGUCAGCAGUCUGCAGCUGCUUCCAGCAUCUCCGGCAUGACGCUACAGGAGGCCCAGCAAGUCCUCAACGUCUCCACACUCUCUCCGGAGGAAAUUCAGAAGAACUACGAGCACUUGUUUAAAGUUAAUGACAAAUUGGUUGGUGGGUCUCUAUAUUUGCAGUCAAAGGUGGUGCGUGCCAAGGAGCGGCUGGAUGAGGAGCUGGAGAUUGAGAAGCAGGACCAGAGCUCCCAGACACGGAGUAAAACACAGCAGCACCCCGAGACCUGAGCGCAGGCAGCACCCUCCCCUCCCCUGUAAAUUAUAUCUCCAAAAUAAAAUCCCUUUUCAGUA